Messenger RNA from Betta splendens (Siamese fighting fish), 1820 nucleotides. RefSeq names its product spermatogenesis-associated protein 2. The transcript is spliced from 6 exons. Bases 1 to 1479 code for a protein of 492 amino acids. NCBI's taxonomy places the organism in Eukaryota, Metazoa, Chordata, Actinopteri, Anabantiformes, Osphronemidae. The record is from RefSeq and is a predicted model, not a curated record. Gene Ontology annotation, cellular component: cytoplasm.
AUGAAGGACGGUACCGGGGCCGAUGACCCAGCGGAGCUCUCCCGCCAGGAGCUUUGUGGCGCUUAUGUCAACUUUUACCGUCAGCUAUGUAAAGAGGUGGGGCCGUGCCGCGACGACUGGCUUCUGGGCCGAACGGCGCAGUAUGUGGUGAGGGAACCACAAUCCACUGACGCUUUCACCGUGUUCCGGUUCUACCACGCUGUGAGCGACGGCCUUGACGCUCUGGGCGCAGACUGCAAAAGAUACCUGUUGGCCUUUAUAAAAGCAGCGGAGCUGCUGGAAACUCUCUGCGUCAAUUUGUUCCUUCAGCCCUGGAAAAAGGAGAUCAGGACUGUCAAGACCUUUACAGGCCCGUUUGUUUACUGUCUCCUGCCAGUUCUCAACAGUUCUACAAUUAAAUCUGUCCUGGCUUCCAUUGGAUACUUACCGCAUGGUGACACUUCGAGUGAGUUCACCCUCAGUGAAGACGCUAACCCAGACAAGGCCAUGCAGGUGGGCUUUGAGCUGCUGCUGGCCAGGGUGGAGUGUUACCACUUCCUGGAGCUGCUGGAAAAGGAUCAGCUGGGACCACAAGAGUGGAUGGAGGUUCUCCAGAGGAGAGCAGGGCAAAGAAAAACACGUAAACCCUCAGACAGGAAAACAGCCGAGCCUCAGGAAGAGGAGACAACGAAUAAGGAGGAAGCAAAUGUAAAGGACAUACAAAGAAUUCCUCUGUACUCGUGUCCCGAUGCAAGGCCCCCACAGCCCAAACCUCGCCGUGGCCUGGUCAACACAGACCCUUCCCUCAUGGAAAUGCAGAGAACCUACCCGGACCUGGCCUUCAGGGGCCGUCCUCUGGUGUCGGACAAACCUCGCCCAGCAAACACCAGCUGGAACAGCACCAAGGAUGCUCACACUGCUGACAACAAAACCGCCGCUGUGUGCAGUGAAAACUACAGUAACAAAGCUCCUGAUACAAGAAGUGGUGGGGUCCCUGACCCAGGAAGCACGGCUAGCAGCAUCAAUGGGCCUAGCGGGCCCCAGGUACCGUCUCAGGUCACACCGCAGACUUUGGGCUGGGAGCAGUGUCAGACUGCCGCAGACAAUAAUUUGCUCAAACCCGAGCAUUCCCUACUAAGUUCUGUGGACGAGGAGCAGGACCUGAGAGACCUGGCACACAGGAUGGGCCAGAACCAUGAGGCUGGGGAGGAGGUUAAGAACCCAACUACCGAUAAAAAGACAUGGAAAAAGGAAAAGAACCUAAGGAAGCCUGUGACUGAAACGACUCCAUUGCCAAGCUGCGAUGCCAGUAGAUGCACCAGACCCUCACAAAUGGAUCCCACGCCCCUGAAAGAGCCAAAGCAGCCUGGCAGGGUCCACUUCUCCCAUGGCACCAUCCUCUCUGCAGGACAGCAGGGAGAUGGUUCUGGAGCAGACCCGGGGCAAGGGGAGGAGCGGAUGGCCCACAGUUUUGUCUUUAUCAAGUCUUACAAGAAGUAAUAAAUUUUUUCUUUAAGAGGAUUAGACAGCGGCAUUCACAUAUUAUUUAAAUCUCAGUUUCAGAGUAAACUGGAUGAAUAAUGUGUGAGCAGCCACCUUAAAAUUAGACGACGUUGGGUGAAUCAGAUCAGAUUUGGGGUGUACAUAGCUCUGGUCCUAGAAACAGUAUCAUGUUUGCUGGUUUUGCGAUACAUUUUGGUGGUGAUCUGGGGUUUGGACUUUUCCAGUUUCAUCAGAACUGUCUUGACUUACUGUGAGGAGCUACUGUGAGUCCCAACCGCUCUGCUAGUGCUGUGUGGACAACCCAGGUACUGCUACCAUCCAAUCUGUCUGUGCUGAUA